Messenger RNA from Vitis vinifera (wine grape), 756 nucleotides. It is a transcript of the gene CBL07, whose product is annotated as calcineurin B-like protein 07. Gene Ontology annotation, molecular function: kinase binding; calcium ion binding. Lineage: Eukaryota; Viridiplantae; Streptophyta; Magnoliopsida; Vitales; Vitaceae. Bases 43 to 756 code for a protein of 237 amino acids. The transcript has 9 exons. Gene Ontology annotation, biological process: calcium-mediated signaling. The record is from RefSeq and is marked provisional.
AUGAACUCUACGGAGAGUUCUUGGAGAUCGAGCCCUGUAACAAUGGGUGGGAGGUUUUGUGCUUCUUUCAUACCAUUCUUCUCCAUAAUUGAAGGUCUGGUGUUCGCUGUAGCCAAUUUCUGCAGUAUUCACCGCACCCACCACCACAGGAAUUUACGGUACGGGCUCAGAGAGCUGACGCAGCUCGCCGGUGAAACGCAAUUUACUGUUAAUGAAGUGGAGGCUUUGUAUGAGUUGUUUAAGAAGUUAAGUAGCUCAAUUAUUGAUGAUGGCUUGAUUCACAAGGAAGAGCUCCAAUUAGCACUUCUCAAGUCUCCAUGUGGCCAGAACCUUUUUUUAGACAGGGUAUUUUAUCUUUUUGAUGAAAGGAAAAAUGGUGCAAUUGAGUUUGAUGAAUUUGUCCGUGCACUCAGUGUCUUCCAUCCCUAUGCCCCAAUGGAAGACAAAAUAGAUUUUGCAUUUAGGCUGUAUGACCUGAGACAAACCGGAUUUAUUGAGAGAGAAGAUGUUAAGCAAAUGGUAAUUGUCACUUUGAUGGAAUCGGAGAUGGAUCUGUCAGAUGAUCUUCUUGAGGCUAUCAUUGACAAGACAUUUGUUGAUGCUGAUGCUGACAGGGAUGGCAAAAUCAGUAAAGAAGAAUGGAGGGCUUUUGUACUUAGACACCCAAAUCUCUUAAACAACAUGAGUCUUUCUUAUUUGAAGGAUGUCACUACAGUAUUUCCGAGUUUUGUCAUCAAUUCUGAGGUUGAGGACUGA